Messenger RNA from Aaosphaeria arxii CBS 175.79, 1102 nucleotides. RefSeq lists its product as uncharacterized. Bases 146 to 964 code for a protein of 272 amino acids. NCBI's taxonomy places the organism in Eukaryota, Fungi, Ascomycota, Dothideomycetes, Pleosporales. The transcript has 2 exons. The record is from RefSeq and is a predicted model, not a curated record.
GACUGGUUGAAGACCAGAAAUACAUAAGCGUUCAGCCGUAACUGCUUGAUCUCCGAAUAGAUAGCCACCCGCCUCAACUUCCUGCUGCCCUGUCAGUAUUUGCUAACGACUUUCGCGAUCACAUAAUAUAAUUACCCUUACUACGAUGCGCCUUCUACACCGCCUGCCGGGGGACACCUUCGAGCUGACGUCUGUCGAUGACGACCAUCCGCCGCCAUACGCCAUCCUCUCACAUACUUGGGCAGAAGAUCAAGAAAUCACGUACGAAGAGUUGAAAGCUGGUAGAGGCAGGGACAAGACAGGAUUUGACAAGAUUCGUUUUUGUGGUGAACAAGCUGCAGUGGAUAGACUGCAUUACUUUUGGGUAGAUACUUGCUGUAUCGACACUUCUUCAUACGUCGAACACAGUACGGCGAUCAAUUCGAUGUUCAAGUGGUAUCAGCGCGCGUCCAGAUGCUACGUCUACCUGUCCGACGUCUCAGUGCCUGAGCUGGUUACUGACGCCUCGACUAUGCGGGUUACAUGGGCGUCCGCCUUUCGAUGCAGCCGAUGGUUCACACGUGGCUGGACGUUACAAGAGCUUUUGGCGCCCCCCAUUGUGGAAUUCUUCUCGAGAGAGGGCAAACUUUUAGGUAGCAAGAUAUCCUUGAAACACGAGAUCUAUGAUAUCACCGGGAUACCACUCCGCGCUUUAGGAGGGCAGAGUCUCGCCAACUUCAGCGUUGAGGAACGGAUGAGAUGGGUGGCCCUGCGCACAACAACAGUAAAGGAGGACAUUGUGUACUGUUUGCUAGGGCUCUUUGGAGUAUUCCUGCCACUCAUAUAUGGGGAAGGAAUACCGAAUGCAAGGAGGCGGCUAAAAGAGGAGAUUCAGAAGCACCGAGACCACAAUGAUAAUAUCAGCACGAAAAAGGUCGAACGCUCCCUUCCUAUUAUCUUACACCAGUGCCCUACUUUGUCGUAGAUGUUAUACUGGUUCCAAUCUUGCGGUCCACAUUUCGUCGCGACGGUCUCCGGACUUCGUUUUUCGAGUCCCCUCGCCCAGUUCACGCCGGGAGGCUUCAGGCUUCGGUGGUCUAUAGGGUGCUGGGCGAUGGCGAGC